UUUAUUUUUUACUGCAUAUGCAGUUCAUCUUUCUCUCUCUCCGAAACAAUGCAUGACCUACCGUUGUAUAGCAUACUACCGCUCGGAACACAUUGAUUGCGAAAGGAAAAAAAUAAAAGAGAGAUAAACCCAGCAAUUUGUGUACACCAGAAAUAGAAUCUCGGACUGCUCCACCUCUUCUCACACACAAGCACGUUGUACAUAUGAUACGAAUGUUUAUAGAACCACAUGUACAUACAACCGUUCAGCACCACGACAUGCCACACCCAAAAAAAACUCAAGCCAGCACACACCCUUUCCUUCAAUUAAGCCGUCCAGAUGCGCGAUCGAUCGACGUCGAGUUUUUCUUCGCAUACGCUCCGAAAUUUCGCUCCACACUCGCAGGUGUGUGCACUCGUGUGAGCUAUGCGUGAAAAACCGGCGUCGAUCUCUCUCGCACGUGCGCCUGAAGAAUUUAUCAACGAUCACGCGUGCAAAAACUCGUUGAAACUCAUGCGAACUAACCGUUUGAAAUUCCCAAGGGUGCAGUAGUGUAUACCGCACCUGUAUGUAUGUAUGUAUGUUUCGAGCACCAGCUGUUGUUAUUAGCAAUAUAGCCCGCGCGACAAUGCACCACACCAACCGCGAUACAAGCCAAAGUGCAUGCGGCGUGUAUAUUAUUGUUCUCUAUGUGUUCAGCACUGUGUGUGUGUACACCUUCAACUGCGCGCACGAGAAAGCACACGCGUGUGUAUACCUAGAUGUACGUUAUGUGCCGCCCUGUAUGCGUCUAUAUAACUCACUUUUCGCCGACUCGAGUUCCACGCUGUGUAAUACCGAAACUGCGGGCAUGUCUUUCUGUGAGUUGGAUAUAAUAGCGGGAAUAUGCUGCAGUCGAGUAUUCAUUGCGGUACGUCCUCGGUAGGAUGAUUAAAGCGAUCUGACGACUCGCGCCGUUGAUCGCAACUCUGUUGCCGGCGAUUAUUUUCGGUACGUUUUUUAAUUCCUUCGCUGAUGUAAAUAUCGAGCUUUACGGCGUGUUGCUGUCCAUAAAUCCCAAGCGAAUUAUAAAAACAGAGAGAGAGAGAGAGAGAGAGAGAGAGAGAGAGAGAGAGAGAGAGAGAGAGAGAGAGAGAGAGAACGGAACGCCGUGACGCAAAAAGAAGAGCGCAAAACUUUCCCUGACAACAAACGAACUACAGCGCCGGAAAAAAAUUCGCAAAGCUCAGGAAAGCUCUGGAAGCUCUACCGAAAUUUUCGCUCGACUCUCUCGGCUUAUUUUUAAUUCGGCCAUUACUCGCUUGCCGCAGGUGCGUUGUGCUAUGUGCGUUCCCGCGGCGCACGACCUUCGAAAGCGCAGAAGCGAAAAAAGCUCGUCGCUAUGAAAUCGGUUUAUCUGCCAGCAGCAGCCGCAACGAGCCAUCGCAAUAAGUCAGCGCAGCGGCUUUUCCCGAUCCGUUUCCGUUUGUUUUCAGAGAGCGCGAUCCUCUCCGGGCCAUUAUCCCCACCUCAGCUUGUUUUUCGUCGUCGAGAGAGAGAUUUUCUCUGGCGAUACAAGCGCGCGAGGGAAAAUUUCUGGCGGAGGCAGCAGCCUUCUGGCGUCAUUGCGUUCAAAAAUAGUUUAAGGAGCGGACGUGAAAGGAAUGAAGCGUGCGCGCUCUUGCGCCCCGGGAAUUUCUGUGCGUCGCUUAAAGAUAUUUUGUCAACAAACUAGCGGCAAUUUCGAGCGAAAUGUUCCAUGUUUAACUGCGAGAAAUGUAAAAAUAAGCUAAUUGAUCUUUUUUCUAAAGAUGAUUCACGAAUUUUGCACUUCUGAAAAUCAGCACCGCUUGCGCUACCCGCCAAAUUGAGCGCGUCCAGCUCCUCCUGCCAAAUCAGCUCGAGAAUCGUUUUCUCUCUCUCUCUCUCUCUCUCUCUCUCUCUCUCUCUCUCUCUCUCUCUCUCUACACCUAUCGCUGAUGAUACUUGGCUGGCGUCGUCGAUUUUUUUUCGCGCUCUUUGUCGAGCGGCACGCGUGCUUAUUUUCGGCGCUUGAAUAACAAGUCGCUGAUUCUAUCUCGUGAUCGAUUUCGAGAAUUUUAAGAUAAGCGGCGGGUCGAGAGCACGAUUAUCGAUCGAAACGGCUAUUUAAUUGAUUUGGAGCGAUACGCGUUACUCAUACUUGUUUGCGCGCGAAACUCUCGUGCGGUUUAUCUCAUAUACUUGUAUAUACUAGUGUUGAUUGAAAUAAUUUUAAUUGCGAUAAGUCGCCGUCAUGCUGUUGACGGAUGAUUUAUUGCAGAUAUUUCCGUACAUCUAGAGCACUUUUUCGUGAAAUAGAAGGUAAAACCGAUGUUUGCUCGAUUAGUCACGCUACAGCUGUUUUUGAAAAUAUAAUUCACCGAUAGUAUCUAGUGUCUAUCGCAUAUACCAAUUAUUCUUCUUCUAUGCAAAUAUUUAACCCCGUCAACGGGUCUUAAGGUUAUAGUCGGAACAAUGGCAUCAUCAUCACAACAAUCGUGCGGAAUUCCCGAAAUUCUCAAACGCACAUCUCGUGCUCUCAUCAUCGUUUGCCAUGAAAUUAACGUCCAAUAACGAUUCUGCGCGUAUAAGCCUCGACUAUAUUGCCGUCAAUUACGCCAGUGUCUGUUUGCGCACGGGAUGACUAACCGCGCAACGCGCAGCUAUCUAUCCUUAUACCGAUUCGCUAAAAUAUAAUGUAUGCAACUGUAACGCAUCAGCGUCUAAUUAAACAUGCGUCCCGCUCCUAAAGAACUUCAUCAAUUAUAUUACGGAUAGAUAAGAGCGCCUGUUUUGUUAUUGCGGCCAUAAUACACGGUAGCCGCAAAAUUACGUCACGUACCUACUCGAGCGGAUUUAUCGCAGUUCGCACUUUAUAAAUAAGCGAUUUGCAUUUUCCGCGGGAGGAGAAAAUCGAUGAUGCAGGGUUUGCGAAACGGCGUAGUUUCUCGGAGAAGUGUGUGUAGAGCCGACGAGGCUUCGCACUUUGAUCUCGAUUCGCGCCUCGAUAACGGAAGAUGAAGUAGAGAUACUACCAUAUAAGGAAACUCGAUUCGCUAAAAAAGCACUUGAACCGGUCGCCAGAGGCACUCGAGAGACCGGCUAUGAGCCGCAAUAAAAGAUCGUCCAGCUGUAUGGCAUAGAUAAAUUCGCCUAAAAUAAACGAUGAUGCCCCCCUUGUUAACGGCAUCGCGUACAAUAUAUUCUUUAUCGAGGCAUGGAAAAACGUUCGAUUAGAUUAGAUGAAUACAAUACCCUCGAGAUUCGCGCUCUCGAGCGUGAAGUGCGGAGCUCUCUAGAGAUAUCGAGGUCGAAAUUAAAAAUGAAUCGAGGAGUACAACUGCUAUUUUUAAAAUCCGCGCGGAUUUUUUCUUCUUCAUAGCGUAGGAAGGAAAAAGCUACUUUGCGUUUAUAUUAUAGAAUAGGACAAAUAGGAUUCAUGAAUUUUUUCGAGCGGCAGUGCGCGGACUGGUUUUUUGAAUUAUUUCGAGUGGCAAAAAAAUCAAUUAGUUUGGAGCCUACUAUUAUGUACGGACUUUCGAGCGGCUAACGAGGGAUUGCAAAAUUUUAAUACGCGCAGGAAUGAAUGAGGACCGCUAUUAUCAGCGUCGUUUACAAUGUCCAGUUACACCGACUUAUGGAAAUAUCUCCGGUGGAAAAGGAGAUGAAAAACGAGAAUAGACUUGUUUUUCAUUCUAAUGAGCGAGUAAAAAUAGUCUCUCUUACUGACACUAUCAGAAAUUUCUUUCUCUCGCAGCGUCGCACGAGAUUCUCAAUGUUAGGAGUUCAAUUGAGCGGCGCAAUUAGCAUAAAUUAAAAUACGUCGAGCGAAAAAUAAACACAGCGGCGGCUUAUCGAUGCAAAAAAUCUGUCACGGCUUACGUGGAGCGCAAAAAGUAUUUUCGAGAUGCUGCCCAGUCGACAAACCGGUAUGAUCGUUCCGUCCAAAAAUCGGUAUGUCCUAUAGUCACUUUUUGGCACCGAAGAGUACAUAGCGUACCACGUAAUAAUCGCACUCGUUGAAUCAGAAACUCGAAGAAAAAAAGCAAUCUCAAUUGUAAAUCGCGCAUACCGAUCUCCUGUCAAAUUAACCUAAUCUCGGCAUUAAGAUUAUAAACAGAUGUAUCUGCGGCGCAAAAGAAUUGUCGAUUUGACCGCUCUUUUUUUCGGCACUGCGCAUCACCGGUGCGAGCGAUAACAAUGCGCACCGGCGUCUAUACGACUAUUCUUUCCAGUAGGUCAGGCAGGUGUACGAGUGUGUAGCCUCGAAACGCGUGUGUCGACGCGUGAGCAUCUGUCGAUGCCCCUUUUACGCUGUAUUGCGUAUCGGAGGUUGAUCGACACUCGAGCGAUGAUUAGGUGUUUGAACUUUUUAUCGGAGGAGACGGUGCGAUCGGAAAGUUGUGCAAUCAAGACUCGUCGAACGAAGAAGAGGAAGAGGUGCGAAAAUAGCAGGGAGAAUACUGGACAUUAAACAACCAAAUUAAAAAAAAACCAGACGUUGCUCCACUCUCGAAACUUUUACUUUCGAGCGCAACAGGGCACUCGAAAAAGCGACAAAUAACCCGAGACAACGGACCCGAUAUCGCCUGCCAAAAUCUGGUGAACCGAUCUCCGAUCGAUCUCUCAAUUAUAUAAACGCGAGACCUCUCAAGAGCAGCUAAACACGUUUUUAUAGAAGAGAAGGAGAGAAUCUUCAGUGUAGUCGGGGCGCAUACGCAGCACGUGCUGCGCAACGAGAGCUGCGCGCUCGUCCUAAUCGGGAGCUGCUUCUCUCUCUCUCUCUCUCUCUCUCUCUCUCUCUCUCUCUCUCUCUCUCUCUCUCUCUCUCUCUCUCUCGUUCACGGUUUACGACGGGCCAAGCGGCGGCGGCGGCAGCGGCGGUACUGCUAUACUGGGGGAGCCCGCCGCAGACGCGCUCGCCGCCUGUGUGUAUAUGAAUCGCUCGUAGUCGCCGCGGAAGUUCAGUGCGACUUUGGCCAUUAACGAGCUCGGUCAGCUGUUUGCUGCGCCGCAUACAACUCGCUUGAGUUCUUAUCGUUCUCCAUGAUACACAGUGAAUAAGUACUUUGCCAAGGAUAGAGAUAGAGGCGAAUUCGUGCCGUCAACACACAAGUGUCACAGAGAGCAGACGCCGCGCGGUCGAUCGUUCAACCCGCGCGUGUGCAGCUAGCGUAGAACAGAAAGCGAGAGAAAGACAGUGUGUUGUGCGCCUGCAGACACCGUCGUUCUAGAAAGCUUCGAUCGCGCGACUGCACGAAAACAUGUGAGCAGCAGCAGCGCUAGGCACAAAAACACCACGAGAGAGAAGAGGACAGGCGGCUUUCUUUCGACACACACCCACGGCUGCGUGGGAGGCCGGUGGUAAACAAGAAGAAGGAGAAGACGGAUCAGCCGGCGACGACGAGGUCCAGUAUUAGCAGUACGGCUUCUCUGCAGCAGGGAAAAGGACCACCUCCCGGGAGCACAAAUCCCAGCUCGACUAGUAAGGAAAAAACGGAGAAAAUGCCGAAGACCAAGGUGCCAAACCCGAUCGCCCGGAUCACAAAGUUCCUCAAGCAGAAGACGAAGGUACUGUCUAUGAGCGAGGAGCUGAGGCGAGCUCUUUACGCCAACAGCGCGAUAUCCCUCGACGCGGAGCUGAUAAUCCCCGACCUGGUGGGAACGACCGAGAUCCUGAGCGACGAGCACAGAGAGCACCUCUGCCGACAUCUGCCCGCGAGGGCCGAGGGAUACCUCUGGACCCUCGUCUUCAGUACCAGCCAGCAUGGCUUCAGCCUCAACAGCAUGUACAGGAAGAUGGCCAAGAUCGAGAGCCCCAUCCUUCUCGUCAUCGAAGACACAGAGGGCAACGUGUUCGGUGCCCUGACCUCCUGCUCGCUGCGAGUCAGCGACCACUUCUACGGCACGGGGGAAUCUCUGCUGUUCAGGUUCACGCCGAGGUUCCAGGCAUUCAACUGGACCGGUGACAACGUCUACUUCAUCAAGGGAAACAACGAAAGUCUGGCCAUCGGCGCGGGAGACGGCAAGUUUGGUUUGUGGCUGGAUGGUGAUCUGUACCAGGGCAGGACCCAGUCGUGCAGCACCUACGGCAACGAGCCCCUGGCGCCCCACGAGGACUUCGUAGUCAAGACGCUGGAAUGCUGGGCAUUCAUAUAGGACACGGCCCCGUACCAGCAGCAGCAGCUGACGCAUCAACAGCAGUUGACCAGCACCUCGUCACUGUCCACGUCGCUGUCGCUCUCGUCGUCGCCGCCACCCUGAAGCCCCAGCCGCGACCCGACGCUGCCGCCACGACGAUGACGCUCCACUGCUGUGCUAUCCACUGCUGAUAAAUUGCCGCCGCUGACGCUGAGCUGAAGCUGAUAUUGCUGCUGCUGUCGUUGUUGUUGUCCUUGUCACGUCUCACGUAACUUCACCAGGAGAGAACACGGAGGAAGACUAAAUAUCGUCGAGCGAGCGCGCGGUGCCGAGACACGAGCUGUUGGAGCGACACCCGCGAGCUAGACGAGAGAUGAAUAUAAGAGAAACGGACAUUACCCGAAUCUCAGGCUGUACAAUACAAGCUCGGCACCACACCGAGAAGCAGCGCGCGAACGAAAUUACCGGAGAGCGGAGAGAACGAACGGAACCGUUUUUAUCGUACACGCACGUAGGGAUAAUAUGCAGACAUAAAAAUGUAAUAAUUGUGUUUCGUUGUCGUCGUUAUCACGAUGAUCGGCCAGCGCGGCCUGAGUGCGAGUCGCACUUGCAGGUUUUUAAUUGUGAACGAGCGUCCGCGUGCCCGCGCCCGUGCAGUACGCGGGAGAAGCAGGAAUAAUAAUACACAUAAAUGAGGCAUACACACAUAGGUUCGAUGCAUUGGAUGAUACUGAUGAUACUCUAUAAUCGCCUCGCGGAGACAUGCCUCGACUUAUAGACUUCUUUUUUGAAUUUUUCAUUAAUUAUAUCGUUAAUUCCUCACUCUUUUUUAAAAAUUUAGAAUAUUUAUUUUAUUAUUAGUACUAUUAUUAUUAUUAUUAUUAUUAUUAUUAUUAUUAUUAUUAUUAUAUUAUCAUUACUAUUAUCAUUAUACUACUAUUAUAUUAUUUUAUAUACAUGUAUCGCGUUAUUACCGUGAAAGAUAGAUGUUUUGACCCGAAUUGGGAUGCGGCGUGAUACCGAUUAUGAUAGACGGGAUUACGGCGAUGAUGAUAAUUAAAAGUGAGAGAGCGCCGCUCAAACGGUUCGGGUUUUACACGACGAUUGUUUUUUUUUACCUAAUUACCAUUGUUACUUUGAAUUGUGAGCGGGAGAUUAUGUUAUGAAGAAGAACAAAAGAAAUUAAUAAACUGAAUGUCGAACGUUUAGGAACUCGGAUGUGAACAUCGUACGAUGAACGGAGUUACAAAAAAAAAUUCGUUGCGUGGCGGAAAAUGGAGUAUUGAUGAAAAAUUUCGCCAAGACGUAGCUCCGUACGCUAAUGAGAAACAGAGAAAAACGCAAAACUAACCGUUUGUUAAUGUGUAGAUAUGUAGAUAGUAAAUGUAAAUAUAUACAUAUAUAAUAAUUACAACCGUGUUACAGUGAUUAAUUUUGAGCGCUAUGCAUAUGGACGAAAUAUUGUUUACACAUAACAAAACAGAGCAAAAUAAACAUAUACGAAACACAUUCACACACGUGCAAACGUAUUAUAAUAUUAUGUACGCGUUCGUUUAAUAUGCGCUAAUGUUCGCGCAUCUGACCAGUGUUUAGGAUUUGAGAAUGAAAAUCAAGUUAUCUUAUUAUCUAUUUAAGACGUUCAUUAUUAAAAAAGGAUAAAAAGAUUUCAUGGAUUACAGAAAAUGGUUAUAUCGAUACUGUUAUUUCCAUUUUAUCAUUUUUAAAAGUUCACUUGAACUCGAGACAUACGACUGUUUCUCGAAGCAUACUGUUAUUGUUACGUUUCGUCGCAUGCGAAGUAGUUAUGUACUGUCGUCACACGCAAACCUUCGAAGACAAUUCGUGCCCUGGCAUACGGGGCCCAGUUUAUUAUUAAAAAAUCACUUUUACCAAAUGGAUGAACCAUGAUGGAACUCAUGAAUAUUGACUAAGCCAAUUGUCAUCUUGCUCACUCAAAAUGUGUCACGCUCAUUAAAAAAAGAGAUAACCUAAACAAUGGGAGAGCCUAAUAGAAGUAAGAAAUUGUAAGAGCAGUGCUGUCAAAUACAUUUUUUUUUCUAAAAAAAUAAAAAACAAAAGUAAAUCGUACAAGUGUAAAAUAAUAUCUAUUAAAGAUGGAACGUAUAUGGAAAAAAAAAAUAAAAAAAAAAUACAAUUUUAUUCGAGAAAAUGCAGAUUGUAUGAUGUUGAUUUCUUUACUUGACCGAAGCGUUGUACUUGUAUGUAGACACGCGUAUUCUACGUACAAUCGUAGUAGUAGUUUUCACGUAGAUGGAUCGUUGCGCUAAUUCCUAUUGGCCCGUUGAGAACAUAUCCUCGCUAAAUUUAUAAUCGAACUGCGAGUAGCUUUUUCGAAAUAAGAACUGUUGAUCUUGGGACUCUUUGGGGAGUUAAACGAUCCCUAGAUUUUUCGAAGAGAUUUUUCUAAACGCGCGCUAAAACAUUUACAAUAAAAAAGAAACUCACGACUAACAUACGCACACGACGAUGAAUCACGUGUAAGCUUGUGAGAUAACUGUUAUAGCCGGUAAAGCUCGAACAUCAAAAAAAUCACGUUAGAAGAUUCGUUUACGACAGGUUUCAUUGAACCGAGAGAUAAAAAGAAGCAGUGGAGACUUUAGAUAACGACUCGAUAAGUUCAAAAUAAAUAAAAGUAACUAAAAAAAAAGAAAAGACAACACUUCCAGUAGAUGUCACAGAGACAUGCACAGUCACGGUUUUAACAGCGAGAUAUUAUCGAAUUAAUAAGGAGGAACUAUAGAGCGUUUUUGUAAUAGCGAAUUCGACAGCUUGCUAGUCGUAAUGUGGAUGAACAUGCGUUGUAGCACAUAAAUAUGCGUUGAUACGAUUAGUUUUGUCUAGAAGCGUAUACUUAGAUGAUCUAGACGUGCUCUUGUGAUACCAAACUGCUCCCUGAUGCUUUAUCAAGCUGCUUUUGAAUCUUUUGAGAAUCUGAGAAAGGAGGACAGGUAAAAGCAAAGCGUAUUCGUGAUUUGGAAUAGUCGAUAUAUUAUAUAUUAAAAACUACGUAAUAAGUUAUUUCAUAUUUUCCGCCAGAGGAAAAAUGUUUAUAGAAAACCCUUUAGAAAGGUACUGCAGAAUUAUCGCGUAAAUGCAGCGUUUCCGUAUAAUGAUCCGGGAGCACGCAUAAUAAAGAUGCACACUAAGAACUUGCGAAAAAAGAAAAAAAAGAAAAAAAAUAAUAUAGUGUUACUGCCUCUAAGCACUGUAGAACGUAGCUCAUCUAAUGUGAAUCGACUAUAAAUACGCGGUCCGUAAAUCGACUGGAAUUUGAGACAGAAUAUCAAGGAUUCGAAUGCAAUUAGCUGUUCAUGAGUUGCACCCUGAAAAUAAACCCUGCGACUUGAAUCAAAUAAACUUAACGUUAGUCAUACUUUCCGUAAAGUCUGUAUUAUUCAAUAUAUUUUCCAAAUAAAAAAGGUAUAUUAUUUUAUGUUUCUUCGAUUUUUAUUUCAAAAACAUGUAUUACUAUCAAAUACAAUGUUAGGUUGCAUUUGAAUCCUUCGUCAAUAAAUUUCGAGUCAGAUUUCAAGUACGACCCUUAAAGCAUAGAUCGACGUGAAUUUGUCUUUACGUUUUCUAUAAAACGAGAUAUAAACGAGGCUUGAUCGAUGAACAUAGAGUAAUGAUUAAAUAUUAUGCUGCAGAAAUUUUCCGCUAAAAUUUGUAUUGUACGCGCUAUUAGUUAAAUAUCAAAGAUUUGCUUUCCAUGAAGAGUAUAAAUGCAAAAAUCACUUCAGAAGUUUGAAAAGAGUAUACAUAAAAGAAAAACAACAAACACAAGUCGCGAUUAGGGUUCGGAUUGCACAUCCACUAACGAUCCUGUAACUAAGUAAUGUCAAUGGACAACGAUUAAUGUUUCAUCAAUGUAAUGUUAAUGUUCGAUGUUAAAGAGGCGCUAAAAAUUGAAAGGGUAUAAUACACAGGAGUGGCUGCAUUUUUUUAACAAAUAAGAUUGGUACCUAUUAGAAACACCUUUAAAAAUCCGAUCGGAGUUUCGUAUUUUAUAUCCUCGACAAAGAACACGAAACCGACUUGAGUGAUAAAGAGGAUUGAACAGUUGAACGUUAUAACGAUCGCGUUGUCAAUGUUAUCGUCGGAAUGCACGUAGUUAGGUACGUAUUUGUUGUAAUAAAAAAAGUGCGGAUAAAUUAAUGUUCAUCACACCGACGCAUACGAUAAAGUCGUUGCUUUAAUUUUCGAUUCGAUGUCAAUGCUACUUGGUUACGUAAAUUCACGAGCUUUAAAGGGUAAUUGUGAUUUUCUAUAGUUUGAAACUAACGUUACGAUGUGAAAAAGACGGGGGGCUAAAUUUUUAGUAAAAACAAAUAAAUGAGAGUAAUUUCUAAAAAUGAUGGAAAAAAUUUGACGGAGUAGUUCAAGCCCGCAAUCGUUAAAUCGCAGCGAAGAGAACCUCUCGUACAUUGUCAAUUAGAUUCAGACUGACUGCAGGGAUUGAACACGCAUAAAAAAAAGACACACUCGAUGUUUCGGUGUUUCUAGGUCUAUAGUCGUGUCGUGUCGUCGUCGUUCUAUCUGGAUUAUUAUAUAGAAAAACCAAAGAUUAUUAUGUAUAAUGUAAUAAUAUAUUAAACUAAAAAGCAAAACACAAACAAAGAUCCCUGAGGAGGGUAUGUUAUCUAAAGAAAAAAGAUUAUGUAACUCAACAAUCAUCACUUAAUUGUAACGAUAAUAAUGAAUAAUAACAAAGAUGCAAAAAUGCUUGCAGACCUCGCCUAAUAAGCGCGUUUGUUGAUCCACUGAGAGUAUAAUAUAGGCGAGAUCCUGCUAAAAUAUCAGUAGUUCCUUGAAAAGUAUAGUUCAAAGUAAUAAAAAACUAAAGUGUCGAAAGAACGUAGGUCCGAUUCCAAUUCUAUUCACGAUUUUCAAGUUGGCAGGAGUUCAAGAGUGCUUUUGAGCGUCACUAUAAGUGCAGUUGUAUACGCGUAUAAUAAAACACAAAAAGAAUGUCUUGUGCAUACCGACAGCUGCUCGAGAUUAUUCCCAAUGUCACCUUGAUGUAUUUUCUGUUCUCAAAAUCUCACGUGAUUGUAGGCAAAUUCUGUACCUUUUCUACGUUUCCGGAUAUCGAACGCUGACUAUACAUUCGCUCCGGCGCUAUUAUCGUCAGUAAGAGCUUGCGGUCGUCCUGCUGAGACGAAGUGCUCUCGCGAAAAACCAGUUGUACGCAUAAUAAUUUGCUUUUCGGUGUCACAUAGCAGAGAAAUAACAAAAAAAUGUGCAGGACUCUGUAAAUAAACUAGUUCGAUUGUUCGCUUGUUUAAAAAAAAAAAAAAAUUCUGGACUGACUAUUAAAAUGUGUAUCUUCAAACUUUCGUUUCUCCCUACAGCACUGAUAUUUACACAAGCAGUUUCCCAGGGCGGAAAUAUAAGAGCGAGAUCGCAAAAGUUCGAGAGUCGAUGGAAGAGAGUGGCUCGAGCACACAAGACGCGUCGUUGAAAUCAAAAAUAUAUUAAAAAAAGUUUCGCAUUCAUGACUUCUGAUUCGUACAUAUCAUUGGGCAAUAACGAUAAAACAAACGAUCUCCCUGUUAACAAUAAAAGUAAUAAUUAUAAUAAUCUGUUUACACGUAUGCGUAGUUUGUUCGCGUCUUUGUCGAACUUCUUGAUUAUAUUCUAUUGUUGUAAUACCGAGGCCGUGUGUGCGAGGGCUGCUUUCACCAAUAACCUGAAUAGCUGACAUGCCAGGAGAAAAGCUUCUCUGGACCAAUAAAAAGAAUUUUACAUUUCUAUAAAAAAAGAGAGACAAACAAACGAACAAAUAAAUUAAAGCAAACCAGCUCUACUUUGACUAAAGUUUUAAACAAAUAUUUAACGAAAAGUAAAAAGUAUGUAAAACGCUGCGAGUAUAUAGUAGUGGCGCGUGUCUGUCUCUCAACCUCUGGACUCGAAUAAAAAAAUAACAAAACACACCUUGUCUUAGUAGAGAAAGCUGAACAAAAAGAAAAAUCGUUUACCACAAAAGAGAGAUAAAAUCUAUCUGUGUAAAUGUUAUAGACUAUCGAUAUAGAACUGCGUAUUGUUGUUUUCAAGUGCGGAUAGUCGAUGCGAAUAAUGACAUGAGAAUUGUAAUCGAUCGAAAGCGUUGCGGCGGAAAAGUUAGCAGCGGGAAACUUUGCUCGCACGUCGCAUAAUACUUCGUACGGCGGCUGCCACGAUAUAUACUAUACAUAUUAUAUACAUAUAUGCAUAUGCGCGUUAUAUAUUAUUAUUCGAGAUGUAUAGAAAACGUUAUUUUCCCGAGAGAGAAAUAUGAAAUAGCUCGUGUGUAACUAGAUACCUGCUGCUGUGCACGACGUUGGAAAGCCGUGUCUUGAAUACCUUUCUCGCCGCGAUCAAAUCAAAAUUUUAUCAUUUCACACGGUAAUUAUAUAUUACAAAUAUUGAUUACUAACACGCUAACCGAUCACUCUUCGAUCCUCUAAUAUAUAUGUGUAUCAAUCUCUAAUAUUGUGUGAGUUCCAAAUUAACACAAGAUUACAUGCAGCUCAUUUUUAAUCUUAUACAUAAGUCGAGCAAUAAUUACGUAUUUUCUAUAUUUUAUGAAACAGGCAGAAAGGCAUUUGAAACGUCCAACCUCGUGCGAAGAUAAACAUUUAUUAGUACAACGCAGUACAAUUGAAGUUGACCCGACGAAGUAUUGGGAUUUCUCGCUGCGCGUGCGACAGGAUCUGGAUGAUGCUUUAAAUUUAAAUUCGAGACACCACGAGCUAAAUGUAAUAACGAUACACAUCGCCAUCGCCAACACUAUACAUAUAUAGGUUCGACUCUAUCGCUGCGCCGAAAACUAUGUUACUGUAAUUCUCAAGUCAAAUCUCAAAAUUUUUCUCGGAGAGCGUCUCUCUCGACAAUAAGCAAAGCAAAACAAAGGUUUACUCAUUAAAUUACGAUGAAAUAAUUCAAUAAAGGAUGUACUCCUACAUUGUAUACAUUCACACCCUGUCACAGUUCACACCGACAUCGAGUUCAUAAAUGUAAAACAUGCAGAAACACAUGCACACAAACACACACGAACGUAAUGAAUAUACUAUAGUUCAUCGACAUGUGCCCGAUUGAAGUACGUUAUAUCAAAAUGAGAAUUUCUACAAGAAUGAAGCUAUGUAAAUAAAUCGACUUUCCGAAAGCUGAGGUGAUUUUCAAUAAAGUGUACAGAUAAUGUAAAGAGAGAUUACCAGAGAGAUAUAUAUUAGCUGAAAAAAAAUCACUUGCACAGUGUACAGAGACGAUGAACAAAAAAUGUAAAUGAGAAGCCGCGCGUAAUGAGACGGGAGAGAUGUACUUUAUUUUUGUUUUUCGGAAAUUCGAUUUAAGCCUGUACAAGUAUAAAUAUAUAAAUAUUAUAAAACUGAAUACACAAGGUACACACUCAAAAAGCUCACGUCUCACAUAGACACACACACACACACACACAUGAUGGAUACAAGGGAUAUGAACCACAUGCCUGUGCAUAAUGUAGAGCAAAAGAUAUAUGUAAAGCGAGAGAUGAUAUUUUAUUGCGCGAAUAAUAGUUCGAGGUGUGUAGAAUUACGAAAGAAGCAAAAAUGACAGCGAGUGCGUGAAGCGAACCGCAGCGCCAAAAAUGAUGAUGAUGAUGGUUACGCACCGAGCCGCAUUCACGGCGGGCAGUGAAAAUUUUGUGUACAAAAAAAUUAACAAGCAACUGUAUGUGUGGGUGUACAUGCAUGUAUAUAAACAAAGAUAUAUAUAUAUAUACUAUAUUAAAUACAUAAAUAAAUAUAAAUUGAUAUACAUAAAAAAGUGAAGAGAAAUGUAUCGUAUAUGUGUAUCGCACACUGGCGCGUGUGAGCACACAUCACAAUAUACAUGAAUGAAGGAUACCUAUAUGUAGCUACUGUCUAAAUGCGCGUAUCAAUACUUGUACAUCUAGAUAUACGUAACGUAAACUGCAGUUGCAAUGAAAAAAAAAAAAAGAUGUCGAAGCGCGUGUAUCCCAACCAGAA
Messenger RNA from Nasonia vitripennis (jewel wasp), 14123 nucleotides. RefSeq names its product TLD domain-containing protein 2 (gene mtd). The transcript has 4 exons. Gene Ontology annotation, biological process: response to oxidative stress. Gene Ontology annotation, cellular component: nucleus. The coding region runs from base 5485 to 6138 and encodes 217 amino acids. The record is from RefSeq and is a predicted model, not a curated record. Lineage: Eukaryota; Metazoa; Arthropoda; Insecta; Hymenoptera; Pteromalidae.